AUGUCUUGGGAUCUUGCUCGCCAAGGGAAUUUUCGGCGCCUUGCGAUUUCGCUCGCCAAGGGCAUAUCCGCUGCCUUGGUAUCUUGCCGCAUUGGGCUUGCCGAGUCGUUCGCAGGCGGAGUUGUGGUAUUCAUUGGACUCUUGACGGUCCCUAGCAAGUGCCACGAUUCGAACGGGCUCGAGCACAGCUCGAUGAGUGAGGGCCGGCUUAAGUAG
Molecule: messenger RNA, 216 nt
Organism: Penicillium paradoxum
Lineage: Eukaryota; Fungi; Ascomycota; Eurotiomycetes; Eurotiales; Aspergillaceae
Exons: 1
Coding region: 1-216 (71 amino acids)
Source: RefSeq, a predicted model, not a curated record